This is a messenger RNA of Porites evermanni, 8089 nucleotides long. The record is from the annotation of a GenBank genome assembly. NCBI's taxonomy places the organism in Eukaryota, Metazoa, Cnidaria, Anthozoa, Scleractinia, Poritidae.
AUGCCCUUCCGCCAUCUUGCAAGAAUUGCCCUUUAUGUUUCAAGCGUUGAAAACAGGUUAAUUGUAAGGUGUUUUUCUCGUUCAUUCACUUUCAAAAUGCCUCCCAAAAAGAAGGAAGAAGAAAAACCAACACCUUUAAUGGGAAGAUUUGGAACGUCACUUAAGUGCGGAAUAGUAGGGCUUCCAAAUGUAGGGUAAGUCAAUUGAAUACGUGCGUGCAACAGGUCUCUAUUUUUUUUUCCCCUGAUCGUGAGUCUGUUGUUUAUCCACCUGGAUUUUCAGGAAAUCAACCUUCUUCAAUGUUUUGACCAAGAGUGCAGCAGCAGCCGAAAAUUUUCCAUUCUGCACAAUAGGUCAGUAUAUAGUAAGCAGUUCUACUUCUAGCUCGAAAUGAUAACUGUCUUGAUUUUGUCUCCAUGUUCUCUGUCUCGUACCCUUCAGAAGCCCUUCGAUCUUCCCAGAUAAGUCGGGAGGAUGGAAGGAGUUGUGGGAAUUUCGAGACACCGCUAGGAUACAUGGUUGUCCCAUCGUUACGGAUCAAAAUUUCAAUGUCUUGAAAUUGUGUGACUGUUUCAGAGUCAAUCUAUUUUACAUAAAAUCAGUGAAUUCGCCUCCAAUCGAUGAGAUUUAUCUCGUUGUUUAUUUUUUUAAACAUCGUAGAAUUGAUUAAUGCAGGUUAACAUUGUCAAAUGCAGGUUAACAUUGUCAAUCAAUAAUAUUGAUCUUCUCUACCUUUACAUGAGAAUUUUCCAAAUUAUGCUUUACCAUGCGUGCAAGCACCACAGUUUCAAAAAUCACAUGUCCCUCUUUGGCAUUGCAUUCGAGUUCAGCUUUUCAGUGACUCUUCAAUGGCUGUGAGGGAGGCUAGACUUUCACCAAGUGGACUUCUUUUAUCAUAAAUAAGAUGAUCACUUGCAGGGGGUGGGGGGGGGGGUUAAUUAACAUUGGGGUGAACUCGAUUUAUUACGGGACUUACUCACUAUCGGGAAAAACCACUGGUUGACCAAGCAGUGUAAGAGUCUUUAUAUCCAUUCCUACUAUAGAGUACUAAAGUGUGAAGUCAUAAAAAUGAAAUUUCUGAAAUUAUGGGAUUUGUCAGGAUAUUCUGAAAGAACAAUGUCCAAGAGGCCUACUUGCCAAAAAGGAGCAUUUUGGGGGAAAUUGUCUCUGAGAUUGUAGCCCAGUUAUGCUUACAAAACUCCAUACAAACCCUUCUAAAUUUUUUUUGGGUCGACCCAAAAAAAAAUUAGAAGGGUUUGUAUGGAGUUUUCUGAGUAUAGCUGGGCUACGAUCUCAGAGACAAUUUGCCGCGAAAUGCUCAUUUUUGGCAAGUAGGCCUCUUGGACAUUGUUCUUUCAGAAUAUCCUGACAAAUCCCAUAAUUUCAGAAAUUUCAUUUUUAUGACGUCAUCACUUUAGUACUCUAUUGUGUUUUAUGCUAUUGAGGAUGGUGAUUGCUAACCAAAUUUUUGCAACCAGGGAGGAGUUAACACCCUAGAAGGUCUUAUUUAUUGUUUUGUAAAGUGUCCAGGUUUAUUAUUAUUCAUAUAAGCUGGUUGAUCUUUAUUUUUGAUUUCUUAAGAGUCUCUUCACUUUUGGACAUUCUUUACCUCAGCUUAUCAUUUUUCCAGUCAUAAAUUGGUGCUUGAAAGCCUUCAGAACAUUAUAUCAUUGAAAAGCAGAUGCUGCUAGUCAUUUUGAAGAGGAAGUGAUUGAGAACAAACUUGUUUGAAUCCUGUACAUGUUAAUUUCUUUCAUUCACAAAUCAGUGGUGUCUCUUUCUAAAUAAACCUGUUAUAUUUACACCAAUUUCAAUGAUAAUAUUAUUAUUUAUUAACAAUAUUUAUUGGUAUUUUUAUUUUUCAGAUCCCAAUGAAAAUAAGUAUCAUUCAAUUUUGUCAUAGUACUUACAGGUAGCCUUCAAACAGGCAGUGAAAAUGUCAAUAGAGCAUUUUUACAUGAUGUCACAGUGGCUACGUUAGUGUUCCAGAACAAUGGAACAGUGGCCUUGUUAGUUUGCUAAGCCAGUCAUAUGGGGGUUGUACUCUUUUCUAAAUAAGGAAACACUUACGUUUGUUCCAGGAAAUUUACUUAGUGAAAAUGCUCUAUGGACAGUGGAACCUGUCUUCAAUAUAGACACCCUAGUAGAGUGGACAGCUUCCUUUUUCAUGUUAUUCCUAACAUGCGAGCCCAUGAUAUUUGUUUCGUGAGCCACUAAAUCCUAACAGAAGAUGCUUUGGCAUGUCCUUUUCCAUGGUCGUUACUUGUAUUACUGUGGAACUGCACAGAAAUCCUUCCUUACAGCAAAAGUUGCCCACAGUUUUCUGAGUUUCACAGUGGAAAACUCAAGUAAAUUUGUGUCAAUAGAUAAUCCUUUUUUAUUCUUUCUUUCUGUUGCACGUCGAGUGGCUGUUCCAGAUGAUAGAUGGGAUUUCUUGUGUGAUUUUCACAAGCCUGCAAGGUACAGUAACAUCUAAUGCCCAACCUAUUUUGUCUGGAAUCAAAAACACUUUUCUGCAAUAGGUUGUUGAUCUUAUCUUGUAAUAAUGUAAUACUUUUAAUAAGGUUUUGGCUUUUCAAAGAAGUUUGUUGUAAGAGGCAGUGAAUUUUUCAAGGGCUAUAUAGUACUACUUUCAGUUGUCCCAACUACCUACUUCACUUUGGAACGUAACAUACCGUUGUACAGGAUAAUCAGUUAGUUCAGACUCUGUUGAUACCAAUAUCUGUUUGACUUACUUUUAGUAAACUAGAAACAUCCAUAACUUGAAAGCCUCAAUCUAAUAGUACCUUAGUUUCCUUUUGUGUCUACAUGAUGCCCCCUUUGUACUCUUAUAGACAGAUACUUAGACUUUAUCUAAAGGGCAGGAAUUGCCACACUAUCAGCAUUUAUUAACUUGUAUUUCCUUUACAGCAAAGUGCCAGCUUUUCUUCAUGUAACAGAUAUUGCUGGUCUAGUGCAAGGGGCACACGAAGGCCAGGUUUGUAUGUCUUUAAAAAUAAGAGACAUUCCUGUUUACUUCAAUGUGCAUUCUUCUCUUCUUCUUACUUAACUGAUUUUGAUUGUUUUAUUAAUGCUGCAAUAAGAAUCAAUGGACAUAAUGAAUUGGUAAGAAAAGAGGCAGCAGAUCUUUCUUGGGUAAAAAAGGCUAAUUUAACAUAAAGUAGGCCAACCUUUUAACACCUCAAACCUUGCGUGUGAGUUGCUCCAUUCUUCUGAUGGUGCCUUUAUUGGCCGUACAAAAUCAGAAUUGAGAAUGUUCAAUUCCCCUCAACCUACUAACUGAAUACCUUGGAAACUGAAAUUGUAGUGACAGCCCUGGGUUAAGGUUCAAGCCUUGUAAUUUCGUUGUUUUGAAGACAAGUUACCUUUACUCCACUAUGUUUCUCUUCACCCAGGUGUAUAAUAGGUACCAGUAACUUACUGCUGGGGUAACCCGCCAGUUGAAAGGGAGGUAGCAUUACUUAUUGGUGCUUCGUGCUACCAAAACUGGGGUAAGCUCCAGUUGUGUGUUCCCCAUUGGCUCAUUUGUGCCCUAACCUUGUUUAUUCCACCUACUGUGAACAGCUGUAAUGUAUUAGUAGUAUUAGAGUGGUUUUCGUUUGAGUGUCGUAAAACCAAAACCAAAGUAAUUACUCAGACCAAUCACAUAGGACACAGACAAUACAUUGAACCAAUCAAAACUCGAAGUAAUUACAUGUGGCUGACGCAAAGCGCGGGAAAAUGCAUGCGAGCGCGUCACAAUUGGCUUUGGUUUUACUUCUGAUUGGAUGAAAAGGUGGCGCGAAUCUUUUAAGCCAAUCGCAUCGUGUAGAAAGUGCAAAACCAAUUACUUUUCGACACUCAAAUGAAAACCGCUCUAUAAUACUAUUAUUAGUGAUAUAUGGAAUGUACAGUUUUUGAGACCAUGGUUAUAUUGUCACCUGUAGGGUUUAGGAAAUGCCUUUCUGUCUCAUAUUUGGGCGUGUGAUGCUAUAUUCCAUAUGAUACGUGAGUACAAAGUCAUUUUUUCAUUAUGUACCAUUCUCUGUAUAAUAAGUUGUACUGAUAAUGUAUAAUUUUGAUUUGAUGUGACAAGGUGCAUUUGAGGGUGAAGAUGUAACUCAUGUAGAAGGAGAUGUAAACCCUGUACGAGACCUGGAAAUCAUCUCAGAGGAAUUGAGGAAAAAGGUAGAGUAACGUGAAAAUACAAAAAUAAUAUUUUCUGUACAUCCUACAAGAGGUCUUCUUCUUCUUGUCAGGUAUGGAGAUCACAUUAUUUUUUACAAUCAACACAUUACCUUUUUUUUUUCUUAAGGAUGAAGAAUACCUAAAAGAUAAAGUUGUAAGUAUCAUUGUUUUAAGUCUUGCAGUUUAUCUUACAGUACAUGAUAAUUUAAACUUAUUAGUAUAAUGGCGUUAGCUCCCACAAGUCUCUUGUUGCCCAGUGGUAGAGCAUUUGGACUAGUAACCAGAAGGUGGAUGAAACCUAUUCAGACACAACCAGCUGGGGAUUGUCUAUGUUGCAAAUUAUUAUAAGGUGGCAAUCUGACUGAUUAAAAUAAUUUUUAUCAUUUUGUUGUAUUUUUAGAGCAACAUGGAAAAGACAGUAGUGAGAGGUGGAGAUAAAAAGAGACUAGGAGAAUUUGUAAGUGAACCUAAAUUCAUUUCCAACUCUACUUUUUUGAAUAAGAUGGCUAUUAAUCAUUUGCUGUUGUUACUUGUAGGAAAGCCUAAAAAAAAUAUAUCACUCGGUCUCAGAGGAUAAAAAGCAUGUUAGGUUUGGAACAUGGGAUGCAAAAGAAGUGAGUGUAUAAUAUUUAUUGUUGCAAAGGAAACUUCACCUUUGAAUAAUUUAAAUAAUUUAUUGCUAGCUUACUACUCCUUCUUGGCUAAUUAAAAAGCCAGCACUGUUACUUUUCUCUUUCAUCCCUCUCUGAGCAGUUAUCAUGUUUAGUUUUACCUUGUGUUAUAUAUUUUUCCACUCUGGCACAUUUUUACUGUACAAGUGUUGGCAGGGAACAUGGAAGGGAAAUGUGAUUGUUUGUAAAUCUGUGAUUUACAGAAGAAAGUACAGUACUCUAAUGAACUGUUCUUAGUCCCCUAUUUUUCUCUGUGAUUGUCAAGAGGAGUCACCAAUUUUGAGACACUUUCAUCUUGUUUUUGUGUGAUGAUUGAAAUCUGGAGAGACGUCGCAGCCUGUUUAAGUAAUUAUUAAGCCCUUGAUUGAAACAAUCCUUCCAAAAAUAGGGGUUUUUCAGUCUUGUACUCUUGCUAACAAAAAAUAGAUACAGCGGUAAAAGUGAGAGUCAAGGACCAUGUGCUUGCUCACUUGCAAAAGGCCACACAUAGGAGAUACUCAGUAAGUCUCUUUGUUUAUUUCAGAUUGAAGUUCUCAACAAGCAUUUGUUGCUUACAUCAAAACCUGUUAUAUACCUGGUGAAUUUAUCAGAGAAAGACUACGUUAGGAAGAAGAACAAGUGGUCAGUUUUUUUUUCUUCCAAUAAUUAUUAUCCGUAAUGAUGGUCAAAACUUGUAGCUUGAAUUGCGAAUGACAGAGUGUUAAAUGAAAGAAAAAACCUUUUUGCAGGUUAGCAAAGAUAAAGGAGUGGGUAGAUACAAAUGAUAAUGGAGCUGUUAUCAUUCCUCUUAGUGGAGCCCUGGAAUAUAAGGUGAUGUUUUCUUUAAUAGCAGGAGAAUUUAUCACAUCAUUAUGCAAACUGUGAAUCAGACAAAACUGGUUUAAGUAGCAUGCUCAUUUUCUUCAUAUUUUCAGGGUAUAGGAGUUGUGGAUGAUGCAUGAAUUUUGCUUUUUGUGCCAGUUUUGGAAAUUUUGUUCAUUUCAACUACACAAGUUCUUUUGUGUAUCCAUCAGUCCCAGAAAGAACUUUUCAACGCAAGCUGUUUUUGAGAAUAAAAUGAAUGACAUUUUGAUGACUCCAUGUCAUCAUUUUCAAAUUCGUGUAGUUCUUAAUUGUGAGUUCAAUAUGUAGGGAGUUACAUGUGAAAGUUUAGUUGUAUGUGAUUAAAAGAGAAAAUUAGGUAAAUAUUUUUGUUUUGAUAGAGUCAGAUUGGGUGUUCAGUUUAGGUUUCUUUUCUUUGAUAAAGAGCAUUUCAUAAAUUAAGCAAUCCAGCUAUUUUUAUUUUUUUUUUUUUAUCCAGCUCUUAGAUAUGAGUCCAGAAGAAGAAGAGAAGUACCUUAAAGAUGCUGGAACACAAAGGUAUUAAGAACUUAGCAUUAUUUGGCCUCUACACAACACUUCAAACAAUCCACCGGAACAGUUCCCUGAUGGGCCUCCCUGAUGCUUGAUAAGGGAGUCCAACCAAUGGAUGAAAUAAUCUGCCAUCUAUGCAGCACUGACUCUUUUACACUAAUUAAUGUUUUCCUGUUUCUUUUUCCAGUGCUCUUGCUAAAAUUAUCACCACCGGAUUCAAAGCUCUUCAGCUUCAGUAUUUCUUCACUGCUGGCAAAGAUGAAGUCAAAGCCUGGACAAUUUUGGCGAGUAUAAUGAGUUUUAACUGAGAACACAUGUUUUUAACGUUGUACACUUAAGCAACCUUCCAUAGUUUGAGAAACUUUAAGAUAAUAUAGUUUAACUGAAACCUCGCUUUUUCCAUUAUUGUGCAGCAGUAUUACCAAAUGCAAAUUCCUUUCCACCAAUCAGUGACUUCUCAUGUUCGUGUAAAGGUGGUGAACAUUGCCUACAUGGGAGGUGCUUCAGCAGUUCGACUUGUUCCCAUUCAAAGCAUUGUGUUCUUUUGGGCAUGAUUUUCCCCUUUGCUGCUCCCUUGGAAAACCUACCCCUCAGGCUAUUUAUGAGAAGGCUCCUGGCAAUUAUAAGGUUUAAAAGUCUGCUGUUUGUCACUGCGUAGAUACUGGUGUCUUACACUCCUUAUUGUUUCUCAGUUCCACCAAUUCUCACUUUUAAACCGUUUUGGCCACUUUGUUUAAAACUACUAACAUGAGAAGGAAAAUCAAAUAUGGAGGAGCCUAGAGUUGAUAGAUUGAAAAAACCAUGGUCACAGAAGUCUAGACGGCAUUUAUUUGUUUUUAACAAUUUAAUUUUUGGGGUAAUUUUUACAGAAAGGGACGAAAGCACCUCAGGCAGCCGGUAAGAUUCAUACUGACUUUGAGAAAGGCUUCAUUAUGGCUGAAGUGAUGAAAUUUGAUGAUUUCAAAGAGCAUGGCUCUGAGACGGCAGUCAAGGUUAAGUGUUACAGUUCUCAAGAAAGUAGACAUGAUAACUUAGAAUAGUUGUGUUAACUAGUUUGAAGGGACCAACUUAUGAGACAGCUUUCCUCAUUUUUACUGUAGUAUAAAAUUUUCGUUGGUUUCGGAUCUAUUAAUGUGAUGUUUUAUUUUGUACAAUUAGUGGCAGAGCUUUUCUCCCCGAUUUAGGCACUAUGUGGUUUGUCCUUCCCUCCCUACUCCUCCUUCCUCUCUCUCCCGCCCAGAUCAACCUUUUUCACAUGUAGGAAAAGAAACCUCUCGGAAGCUUGUUUGAAUCUAAACUGAAAAGGGUAUUGAACAGAGUUCUUUUACGGUCUUGAAUUAUCCAAACUCAACUGUAAAGAUUUUAGAGUUCCGGGAAGAAGGUACUAGUGUCCCAUCCAGUCGGGGGUGGGGGUGCGGGAUUCAGGUUACUGAAACAAGGCAAAUCUCCGGGUGUUUGGCCCUCAUUGCUUAGGUGCGCCUUUACCAAUCUCAAGGGUACCUCAACUGAACCCACCUACCUUUCUUGGUGAGUCUUAUAAUAUCUAUUUUAUUUCUUUUACAGGCUGCAGGCAAAUACAGACAGGAAGGAAAGAACUAUGUAGUUCACGACGGAGAUAUAAUAUUCUUUAAAUUUAAUGCCGGCGCUGGUUUAACAGACAAAAAGAAAGUGAAAUAACGAAAGAAUAUAAAUCAUAUUAAAUAGUUAUCACCAAGUAGCGGAAUAGAAGGACGUCAAAUUAAAACACACCGCUUCGGUCAUCACUGCGCUUUUAAGCAAGAAAAAAGACCUAGAGUUCUUUUGCAUCAAACAGCAGACUUUUGAACUGGCUUAGAGAUUUCCUGUGGAUGCAGCAAUUUCUAGUAUGACAAUAUCGAAAAGAGAAGCUGUCAUGUUUA